AUGGCCUGUGGCAAUGAGGAGACCCGGGGCUGUGGCCGCCCCACGAGGACGCGGCGCUGGGCCAGGCCCAGGAUGUCCCCUGCCCCUCCAGCACCGGGGCCGCCGGGACCAGCGGGGGCACGGGGUGAAGUGGGACGACCGGGACCCCCGGGCUUACCGGGCCCGGGGGCUACGGGUGCGGUGAGCGCGGCUACCUACAGCACGGUGCCGCGCGUCGCCUUCUACGCCGGCCUCAAGAAUCCCCACGAGGGCUACGAGGUCCUCAAGUUCGACGACGUGGUCACCAACCUGGGCAACAGCUACGACGCCGCCUCCGGCAAGUUCACCUGCGCCAUCCCCGGCACCUACUUCUUCACCUACCACGUCCUCAUGCGCGGCGGCGACGGCACCAGCAUGUGGGCCGACCUCUGCAAGAACGGGCAGGUGCGGGCCAGCGCCAUCGCACAGGAUGCCGACCAGAACUACGACUACGCCAGCAACAGCGUCAUCCUGCACCUGGACGCGGGGGACGAGGUCUUCAUCAAGCUGGACGGGGGCAAAGCCCACGGCGGCAACAACAACAAGUACAGCACCUUCUCCGGCUUCAUCAUCUACUCGGACUGA
This is a messenger RNA of Nipponia nippon (crested ibis), 603 nucleotides long. RefSeq names its product complement C1q like 1 (gene C1QL1). Lineage: Eukaryota; Metazoa; Chordata; Aves; Pelecaniformes; Threskiornithidae. The record is from RefSeq and is a predicted model, not a curated record. Gene Ontology annotation, molecular function: protein binding.